Molecule: messenger RNA, 1517 nt
Organism: Thamnophis elegans (Western terrestrial garter snake)
Lineage: Eukaryota; Metazoa; Chordata; Lepidosauria; Squamata; Natricidae
Gene: TNFSF14
Product: TNF superfamily member 14
Exons: 4
Coding region: 66-788 (240 amino acids)
Biological process (GO): immune response
Cellular component (GO): membrane
Molecular function (GO): tumor necrosis factor receptor binding
Source: RefSeq, a predicted model, not a curated record
CUGCAGAUAAGCAGCACGCCUCUGGGUUCUACAGUUGCUUCCACAUUUCCCCUGAAGGACACACGAUGGAAGCGGCUGCAGGGUACCCCUCUGUUUUCGUUGUGGACCCAACACUAAGGGAUGUUCCCUUUGUGCCACCCAGACGGAGGAAUCCAAAGAAGUGGCAAGCUGGCCAGAUGUUCUUGGGGCUCCUGGUCCUGCUGAUGCUGAGCGGCUUAACCAUCCAAGCCUAUCUCCUGAUUUCCUUCCGCAAGGACCUGGAUGCAGCGAUGGCAAAGGGAGCAGCAAGCAAUGCGACUGCUGAAAAAAUUAUACAAGCUCCACCCAAGCUUCCUCUCAAAAGACCAUCUGCUCAUCUGACACUAGAAUCCCCCGACGCUGCAAUUAGAGAUGGAGUCAUGCAGUGGGAACAUCAGAACGGGUUUGCCUUUCUGCACGGCAUGGACUACAAAGCUGGUUCCCUGAUUUGCAACAGAUCUGGCUACUACUAUGUCUACUCCAAGCUCAGCUUGGCAUAUUCAAGCUGUCUGGCCAAACACCGGAGGAAUUCCCUUUUCACCCACAGCAUUUACAAAAGGACAUCUCGGUAUCCUAAGGAGCUAUUACUUCUGACCAACUAUAUUACCUAUUGCAACUCUAAGGACAGUGAACAGUGGCACGGCAACAGCUUCCUUGCUGGGAUGGUGUAUCUAGAAGAGGAGGACGAAAUGUUCACCAAAGUAACAAACGAGGAGCUGUUAUUGUACAACGAUGACUCAGUAUCACAAUUCGGCACCUUCAUGAUCUAAAGGCUGCGCAUAGACUUGAUUUUAGUUGAGCAUUGGAGAAGGGCCCCUUCCUUGUACUGUGGUGGGGUCAUCUCUCAAUGUUGCUUCAGAUAUUCUUCAACUAUGUUGAAGGAAGGGCAAGAGGUCCACGCUCGGUUUUUUUUUAGAAGAAAAAGUUGUUUGAUAAGCUGUUGGUUGGCCAUGACCAAAAUAAAAAUGGGUGAGAAAUAUUUGAUGUGGGAGGGAGGUCAUAGGUGAACUUCGUCUGUUUCUUCAAAGAGCUAGCUGACAUUUCUUUCAUUGCUGAGCUGUCCACCCAUGGCUGGCAUCCAAAGUGCCUGUUUUAGGUAACAGAUUCACUUCUUUUUUGGGGGGGUGGGAGAAGGCUAACUCUAUUUUUUUAUACAUUAUUAUUAUUAUUAUUAUUUGAAAUUCUGUAAAAUCCUGCAGUCAGUCUGAUAAGGAGUCACAGUGGACAAAGAAAAUGAGAUGACAACGUAUCACCUUGUGGUCUCUGAACAGCUGCUGUAUCUACAGGGCCUUUCCCCACUUUCACCUACCUACAGCAUAAACGUGCCCAUGCAGUCUCUAAUUUCUACCUUGUCCCCAUGAAGUUACCUUUGUCUUGUUCUCAGCAUCCCAGCACUGAGAAAGCCUUGGAAUGAUAUUUUCCUCUCUUAUCUUGACCCUUCCAGAGGGCAGCCUUGAGACCAAUCAGAUCCCACAGAUUAGGCCUCCUCAGGAUUCCAU